This is a messenger RNA of Cryptococcus wingfieldii CBS 7118, 1896 nucleotides long. RefSeq names its product RNA lariat debranching enzyme. Bases 1 to 1896 code for a protein of 631 amino acids. The transcript has 7 exons. The record is from RefSeq and is a predicted model, not a curated record. Lineage: Eukaryota; Fungi; Basidiomycota; Tremellomycetes; Tremellales; Cryptococcaceae. Gene Ontology annotation, biological process: mRNA splicing, via spliceosome. Gene Ontology annotation, cellular component: nucleus. Gene Ontology annotation, molecular function: RNA lariat debranching enzyme activity.
AUGAGAAUUGCCAUCCAAGGUUGCUCCCACGGCAGUCUCGCCGAAAUAUACGACACAGUCGAGCAGUACACCACCACUACCGGCAAUCAGAUCGACCUCCUCCUUCUCUGUGGUGAUUUCCAAGCUCUCCGCUCUGUCCACGACUUUCCAUCUCUCGCUGUCCCGGACAAAUUUAAGCAGCUCGGCACUUUCCAGCAGUAUUACUCGGGUCAGCGAGUUGCGCCAGUCUUGACAAUUGUCAUCGGCGGUAAUCAUGAGGCGAGCAACUACAUGUGGGAAUUGUAUCAUGGAGGGUGGCUGGCGCCGAGCAUAUACUACAUGGGAGCUGCUGGGAGUGUAUACGUGAAUGGGCUGCGAAUUGUAGGAGCUAGUGGUAUUUACAAGUCGUUUGACUAUACGAAAGGCAAGUGCCACCACGAGAGGGUCCCUUAUGACUCUAAAUCUCUGCGGACGAUCUACCAUAUCCGAGAGUAUGAUGUCGAGAAGCUUAUGCGGUUAACGCCGUCGCCAAAUACUAUUGUCAUGUCUCACGACUGGCCAACUACAAUAGCCCAUCAUGGAGACAAGCAAGCUCUCCUGAGGAGAAAACCAUUCUUUGCUGAAGAGGCGAGUACCUCUAUCCUCCUCGGCUCACCACCCCUGCUCAAACUCAUGAACCACUUUCAACCCGCCUACUGGUUUGCCGCCCAUCUCCACGUCAAAUUCGCUGCCCUCUACCAGCACAACUUUCCCUCGCACUCUCAAGACUUGAUCGCUCAAAAUCAAUCGGUCCACAAUCCUGAUGAGAUCUUGAUUGAGGACGAAGAACCGCUGGUGGAGACUGGAAAGGCGGGCAACCCGGAUGAGAUCAAGAUUGAUGACGAUGAAGAUAUGGGAGAUGGGGCAAAGGGGAACCCAGAUGAGAUCGUAAUGGAUGAUGGAGAGUUUGAGGAUCUCCCCGCGACCGGAGGAGGGGUCAAGGAGAGGGGGAACCCGGAUGAGAUCCUAGUGGACGACGACGAGUUUGAUACUCCCACUGCCGCCCCGCAAGGAGUCUCUCAAACACCUGCCGGCGAAAACCCGGACGAGAUUGUGUUGGACGACGAGAUCGAUGACCCACCUUCCCCUGCUGCCCCCACCAAUGACUCUAUCCCUGCCCCUGCCCCUGCUGCCCACACUGCCGCCCCCGUACCUGUUCCCGCUUCUGAACCCACCCAGCCCUCUACCACCCUCAUGGAACCCAUCGACGAAUCCGCCGACCUCCUCGCUGCUGCCCGUGCCAAAGGUGACGGAUCUACCGCUACCGGCACCAUCGCCCCCUCUCCCGACGACGCCAUAGCCGAGCGCUUACGCAAAGAAGCAGAGGAAGAAAAGAAACGAUGGUCUGAACUCGCAAAGAAUGCACCUGGUGGGCAAGGAGUCCCGGGGUCCACCAAGUUUUUGGCGCUGGACAAGUGUGGGCCGAAUAAGAGGCAUAUGCAGUUUAUAGAGAUCCCCGACCUUGAACCAAACCCUUCAUACCCUCCACGCCUGACAUACGACCCCGAAUGGCUCGCCAUCACCCGCGCCCUCCACCCCUACCUCCCCCUGGAAUACCACGCCAUCCGCCCCCCUCCCUCGCAUAUACUAGGACAGAUGAUUGAAGACGAACGGAUAAGGAUGAGAGAAGAAGGUCUGUUGGUACCGCAGAUCCCGAAGGAGGGUGAAGAGGAGGGAGAGGAGUUGGUAUGGGAGAAGGGGAAGAUUGAUGUGGGGAGGGUGCAGAGAUUCUGGUGGACGGCACCUCCACAAGGAGAGCCCGGAGGGAGUGCUACGGCUUGGUAUACCAACCCUCAAACGCUAUCGUUCUGCGGUAUGUUGGGCCUGGACAACAAGAUCAAUCCGGCUCCUCCGGUCCCUCUAGCACCUGCGCGAUAA